CAUUUGUCCUGUCUGUGAUUUGGAGAGCUGGAGAGCAGAGCAAGGCAGGGCAAUUAAUACACUAUGGAAGGAUACCGCUGAGACAAGUGAAGCAACGCUUCGACUGUCUUGGAGCCCCGGGUGGCUUUCUGAGCAAAAUCUUUUUUUUUUUAAAUAAAAAUUCUGCCAUUUCGUCAUGACCGACAUCCUUCUGUCGGUGGUCUCAGAUGGAGAGAGGAGUUUGUUCCCGACACUCUCGAAACUUUCAGAGAAUGACGUCGAAGGCGUUUGGACAAAUGUUUCUGCGUUUGUUGAGCGGCAGAUGUCUCUCCAAAAGGGGGUUCAUAUCCCUGGGCUAGGAACCUUCACAUUUUCCCAGCAGAGACACGACGUGGGGAAUAAGGUCCUUUUAAACCAACGGCCCGUGUUUCUGCUGUCUGAAAAACUGUCCCAGACCCAUGGGCUGAAGCACACCAAGCCUCUCGCGGCAGGCGACGUGCCGGUGGUCCCUCUCAACUUCACGGCGCUGUCCCUGGAGAGCCCGUUCGACCGGGACACGGUGGAGGGCUGCGUGCGGGAGACCCUGCUGGUGCUGUCCCGCGCCCUGGCCUGCCGGCGCCGGGUCCUCUUCACUUUCCGCGGCGUCGGGGCGCUGUCCAUCCGCGAGGGCCGGGCCAAGAUGAGGUUCUACCGGGACUUCCUGGACGCGCUGGACCCCAGCGGCGGCCUCGUCGGGGCGCUCUCGAACGUGGCGAGGCAGCCCGUCGCGAGACCGACGCUCGCGCCGGCGAGAGUGAAUGGAGUCAGCAUCCCGGAGGAGCUGGAGAGGAACCUGGGACCCGGCGCGCUGCCCCAAAGGCAAGGACAUACAGAGCCGGCCCCAGCCCCGGCUCGCAGGGAGAAGGGUCGGGCACUGGGCAGACUGGCGGGGAGUGAGCCUGGGCGUGUGAGGGGAAGGUGGGCAGAGCGUGGUUUGCUGACAGGCUGUCAUGUCGCACAGGAGCUGUGUUACCUGUGCAUGCAGAGGGCCCAGCGCAACGUGCCAGUCAACCUGACGGAGGAGAGGAGGAGGCAGGAGCAGGAAGAGGAGAGACUGCUCCUGCUCUACCAGCAGCAGACACAGCAGCAGGAGCUGAAGAAGCAGCAGGCUCAGCUGCAGGCCACCCGAGAACAUAACCAGAAGCUCGCCGCCUUCAACCGCAGAGUCUCUGAGGCCAUUAAAGAAAGGAAGACUGCAAGGCCUACAGCGUUUCACGCCUCCUACAUCUUCCAGAGCAGGCCCCUGACGCCCCCCCGCUGGCCCAAGCAGCAGCUCUACCUGCAGGAGCUGUGUGCACAGGCCAGCCAGAAGAGGGACCGGGAGGCCCAGAGCAGGCUGGACCAGGACUUCAUGGACCGCCUCCAGCAGCUGCAGCUGGCCGAGGACCUUGCAAUCCAGAAAGAGGAGCUUCUAAAGAAGAAAGCUGAACAAACCCAGAACUAUCAGAAGGCAUUGGAUGUCCAGGUUGAUCUGGAGAGGCAGAGAACACAGGGUUUGUGCAGGAACAGCAGUAGCAGGAGUCAGUUUCCUCCCAGUACGUGUCCCAGCCCACAGGCAGAGACAGUAGAGCAGCCAGGAAUCAUGGUGCCCAGCUUGCCAGGGAUACAAGAUGAACCACUGUGGGGUGUCCUCUCUGGUCCCCGUCUCGCCCACCGAGCGAACCGAACGUGCCUUCACCCGGCGGGCUCUGUGCUGUCUGGCAGCCAGCUCUUGAUGGAUCAGUGUGAGAAAUACCGGCGUUGUUUCCAGUGCAAGAGACGAACCACCAACUGUGGGGAAUCGAAUAUUUGGAAGGACACCCGCUACAUCCCUGGAUCGCGCUUGAUGGUUUGACUGCUGCAGACGUAUCCAGUUCCUAGUCCUGUUUUUAAAAUUUCCUGCAGACUGUUUCCACUCACAUCAUGCUCCAACAUUCCACCUUCCAGAGACUGUGCCCAGUUUUCAGUGAGUGGUAGUGCUCUGUUCUUUCAUGGGUGCUUCACCUAAUAAAUCUGAUAUUCGUCUGAAA
Molecule: messenger RNA, 2027 nt
Organism: Lepisosteus oculatus (spotted gar)
Lineage: Eukaryota; Metazoa; Chordata; Actinopteri; Semionotiformes; Lepisosteidae
Source: RefSeq, a predicted model, not a curated record